CCCAGCUGAGCCGAGAUGGAAUUAGCCUCCAGUGGAAUAAGCCUGUCCAGCCGCGAGUGCAGCAGCGGGGCAGUCGGUGUUCGGCGUCCUGUGUGCCAGCAGCAUGGCCACCCCUGUGCUGCAAGACAUCCCCUUGCUCCCUGGCUCCCCACGCAGGCUGAGCCCUCGUGCAGUGGCCAGGGGUGUCCAGGGCCCCAAACAAGGACAGCAAUUCCUCAAGGUGCCGGGUCCCCCAGCCCCAGGUCUGCAGGGCAGCUCCAACCGAGAUUCUGGCCAGCUGUCCGGUGAAGAGAGCUCCCACAGCAGCUCCGUCAUCAACAACUACCUGGAUGCCAACGAGUCAGUGUCCUCGGAGGCCCCUCUGAGUCGCAUGCACUUCCAUGACAACCAAAGGAAGGUCGACUACGUGCUGGCCUACCACCACCAGAAACGAGGGGCGCAUACUAGCCACAGCUCCCCUGGCCAGUCGCUGGCCAUCAUCUCCAAUGGGGAGACUGGCAAGGAGCCCCAUGCUGGGGGCUCUCGUGACAUUGAGUUGGGGCGGCUGGAUGCCCUGGAGGAGGAGAGGAAGGAGCAGCGGGAGGAGUUUGAGCACAACCUGAUGGAGGCUGGGCUGGAGCUUGAGAAGGACGUGGAGAAUAAAAGCCAAGGAUCCAUCUUUGUCCGGAUACAUGCCCCGUGGCAGGUGCUGGCCAGAGAGGCAGAAUUCUUGAAGAUCAAAGUUCCCACCAAGAAAAUGUAUGAGAUCAAAACAGAAGGCUGCAUUGCAAAGAAGUUCAAUGAGAUUCUGCAGAAGCUGAGCUCACCCCUGAAGCCCAGAGUUCCAGAGCAUAGUAACAACAGGAUGAAAAACCUAUCCUACCCAUUCUCCAGGGAGAAAAUGUACCUGUACAACAUCCAGGAUAAGGACACCUUCUUUGACAAUGCCACCCGUAGUCGAAUUGUGCAUGAGAUCCUGAAGCGCACAGCCUGUUCCCGAGCCAACAACACAAUGGGUAUUAACUUUCUGAUAGCAAACAAUAUCUAUGAGGCAGCCUACCCUCUUCAUGAUGGUGAAUAUGAUAGUCCAGGGGAUGACAUGAAUGACAGAAAGCUGCUGUAUCAAGAAUGGGCACGCUAUGGAGUGUUUUAUAAGUUUCAACCUAUUGACCUCAUCAGAAAGUAUUUUGGAGAAAAAAUUGGACUAUAUUUUGCUUGGCUGGGAUUAUAUACAUCAUUCCUCAUCCCAUCUUCUAUAAUUGGUGUGAUUGUGUUUCUUUAUGGAUGUGCAACAAUUGAAGAAGAUAUUCCCAGCAAAGAGAUGUGUGACCAGCAGAAUGCCUUCACCAUGUGUCCCCUGUGUGACAAGUCCUGUGAUUACUGGAACCUCAGCUCAGCCUGUGGUACAGCUCGGGCCAGCCACCUGUUUGACAAUCCUGCCACUGUCUUCUUCUCCAUCUUCAUGGCUCUGUGGGCUACCAUGUUUCUCGAAAACUGGAAGCGAUUACAGAUGCGAUUGGGCUACUUCUGGGACCUGACUGGUAUAGAAGAGGAAGAAGAACACUCCCGGCCUGAGUAUGAAACCAAAGUUCGAGAAAAAUUGCUAAAGAAGAGUGACCAGACUGUUGUCCAGAAAUUGGGGACCAACAUGAGUGAGAGGGGGGAUGAGGAUGAUGAUGAAGAUAAGCUGACCUGGAAAGAUCGCUUCCCAGGUUACCUGAUAAAUGUUGUCUCCAUCUUGUUCAUGAUUGCCCUGACCUUCUCCAUUGUCUUUGCGGUCAUUGUGUAUCGUAUCACAACUGCAGCUGCUCUGUCUCUCAACAAGGACACACGCUCCAAUGUCCGGGUGACAGUGACAGCGACGGCGGUCAUCAUCAACCUCGUGGUCAUCCUCAUCCUGGAUGAGAUCUACGGUGCAGUGGCCAAGUGGCUCACCGAAAUCGAGGUUCCAAAAACAGAACAGACUUUUGAAGAACGCCUGAUACUGAAAGCUUUCUUGCUAAAGUUUGUGAAUGCCUACUCGCCCAUCUUCUAUGUGGCCUUUUUCAAAGGGAGGUUUGUGGGCCGACCUGGAAGCUAUGUUUAUGUGUUCAAUGGUUAUCGCAUGGAAGAGUGUGCUCCUGGGGGCUGCCUCAUGGAGCUCUGCAUUCAGCUUAGCAUCAUCAUGUUGGGGAAGCAGCUGAUCCAGAACAAUAUCUUUGAGAUUGGAGUACCGAAGCUAAAGAAACUAUUUCGGAAGCUGAAAGAUGAAACAGAACCUGGAGAAACUGACUCUGCUCAUUCAAGGCAUCCAGAGCAGUGGGACCUAGACUACAGCUUGGAACCAUACACUGGACUGACUCCAGAGUACAUGGAAAUGAUCAUCCAGUUUGGCUUUGUUACCCUCUUUGUGGCCUCCUUUCCUCUGGCACCUGUGUUUGCCCUCCUCAACAAUGUCAUUGAAGUGCGGCUGGAUGCAAAGAAGUUUGUCACGGAGCUGAGACGGCCAGAUGCUGUGAGAACCAAAGAUAUUGGGAUUUGGUUUGACAUUCUCUCUGGAAUCGGCAAGUUCUCCGUUAUCAGCAAUGCUUUUGUCAUUGCCAUCACCUCCGACUUUAUUCCCCGCCUUGUGUACCAGUACUCCUAUAGUCACAAUGGGACUCUGCAUGGCUUUGUCAACCACACCCUCUCCUUUUUCAACGUCAGUCAGCUGAAGGAGGGAACACAACCUGAAAACUCACAGUUUGACCAGGAUGUUCAGUUCUGCAGGUUUAAGGAUUACCGAGAGCCGCCGUGGGCCCCAAACCCAUAUGAAUAUUCCAAACAGUACUGGUCUGUUCUGUCUGCCCGUCUGGCUUUUGUCAUAAUCUUCCAGAACCUUGUGAUGUUCCUGAGCGUCCUUGUGGACUGGAUGAUCCCAGAUAUCCCCACGGACAUCAGCGACCAGAUCAAGAAAGAGAAGAGCUUGUUGGUGGACUUCUUCCUGAAGGAGGAGCAUGAGAAGCUUAAGCUGAUGGAUGAGCCAUCCCCCAGCAGCCAGGGAGGAGGCCAUCAGAGCAGGAGGAGCCGGGCAGCCAGCUCAGCACCCUCUAGCCAGAGACAGCCAGGCAGCAUCGCAUCCUCUGCUUCUCAGCACACCAGCGUGUGAGCGAGCCAGCCCCACUGCCAAGGGGGUGCUGCGGCAGUGAGAGACCAUUCGCAAGCAUGUCUGUGCUUCUGCACAGUGUGGUGUCUGUCAUCUGCCGGGAUAUGGCAUGAGGGGGGUCUUGAAAUGGGUGUGUGUGAAGAGAGAGAGAAUGAGCUCAGAAAGGAAGAGAAAUGAUGCUGCUCCUUAGAAACUUCAAAAUUAAGUUUAUUUUACCUUAAUCUUUGGGGGAUUGGUACCAUUUUGAGUUUCUCUAUCCCAGAAUUCCCAGGCACUGAAACCAAGGGUACUUGUGACUUGGAUUAAAUUAGCUUUAAGUCCUAGCUCUAGACAUCAUAUCCUUCUUUCUAUAUAUACAUAUCCCUCAGAGACUUAACCUUUCCCUCCAUAAUCAGCAGCCCCCAAGGCAGGAGAAGACAGUAGCUCAGACCUGACAAAUGGUCACAGGAUCUAGGUCUCUGUCAGGAUAAAGAUCACAUCUUCACCUAAGUUAGGUUUCAGUUUCUGAGCCCUAAGUUGGAACAACCCCCUGGCUACUUUCCCAUGAAACUGGACAGAGGGACACCAGGAAAGACCUCAGAACUGUCCUCAAGACCUGAAGAAAUGAUUCAUUACACUCACCUCACCUCCAACCAAUCAACUCCCCACACAACCCUGAACCCCUAACCCAUAGUGUCUUCUUUUCUGAUUUUCCUCUAUAUAAUCUGUUACCUAUACUCUAUUGGAGAGUUGUGAUUUUUUUUAGAGCUCUUUCACACACCUCCAUUUGGCCAAUUCAAUAUUAAACUAUUUUUUUCUUUCUAUACUGCAAACCCCUGUUCAUGCAUUUCAUUGGACCAGUGUGUGUAGGCAGGCGGAUUCCAGGAAAAACAUCAGGGUUCCAGUAACAGCACCAUAAGCCUUCCCUAUGUUUCCUCAGGUCCCCCCUCAUUUCAGAUGGCUGCAGGCCAUGACAGAAGUGUAGUCAGGGCCCUGUUGUAGCAUCCAUCAUAAGUGAUCAUUUCCCUGCUUCCCACCAUCACCCUGAGAAAAUUCUGAGUACUUACAACCCAGGCUGUCAUAGUCUUGGUGGAUGCAAAUUAAAUGACAGGGCUGAUUAUUUCUGUGGCCACUGGACCUGAUGGGGAGUUGCAAAGUUUCAAACCUGGGCUUGUCUUCAGUUCAUGUCACAGGCGUGCUUUGAGCUGAAUGUAACUAACCAUCAUUUUAUGCAGAUUCAGAUUUAAAGUAAAAUAAAUUGAAACAUUCUUUAUAAAGAUGCUUCUCAUCUUUGGUUUUCUCUUCCCUCAUCCCAACCAAUAUUUAUUGAGCACCUACUAUGUGCCAGACAUUGUUCUCAGACUAGAGAUACGUGAGACAAAAAUCCCUGCCUCAUGGAGUUUACAUCAUGGGGAGAGACAGACAAUAAGCUGAUACAUGUAUAGUAUUUUAGAUAGUAAUAAGUGCUAUGGAGAAACAAAAGGAAUAAGAGAUAGGAAGUGUGAGGACAUCGAAGGUACAGGACUUAUCAUUUUCUAUGCAAAUUCAUUUCAAACCCAAGAUGAUUAAAAGCUUAUGUCUUGCAAUGUUAACAUCAUCGAAUGGUAGCAGCCUCCCAGAUCUCUGUUGUGAUAUGAUUUUCAAGUAUAGUUCUAACCCAAGGGCCAAACAUCAUUCAUCACUGCCUUUCACACACCUCAACCCCACCUGCUUUCCAGAAAUCAGCUGCACAGUCCUCUUCCUCUGGACCUGGCCCCAUUUUGCAGGACAGUUUGGUGGAGUCUAACCCAAUGCCUGAAUGGAAGCUGCGAAGAGGCCAUGCUCCAGAGGAGAAAUGAGAGUUAUGCUGAUAUUUGAAUACAUCCGGUGAUGCAAGGGCCCAUGGGUGCUUAGACUGGUCAUCGUGGCUGCUCCACAUGCUUCUUGUUUCCUCCUAUACAUGUUCAGGAUCACACUGCUGCCAACCCUGGCUCUGGAAAGUGGGCCCUCCUUUUAAAAAGAUACCAGGGCAGCCGGCUGGCGUGGCUCAGUAUUUGAGCAUUGACCUAUGAACCAGGAGGUCAAGGUUUGAUUCCUGGUCAGGGCACAUGCCCAGGUGGUAGGCUCAAUCCCUAGUGUGGGGUGUGCAGGAGGCAGACAAUCAAUGAUUCUCUCUCACAUUGAUGUUUCUA
Molecule: messenger RNA, 5253 nt
Organism: Myotis daubentonii (Daubenton's bat)
Lineage: Eukaryota; Metazoa; Chordata; Mammalia; Chiroptera; Vespertilionidae
Gene: ANO2
Product: anoctamin 2
Biological process (GO): chloride transmembrane transport
Cellular component (GO): plasma membrane
Molecular function (GO): intracellularly calcium-gated chloride channel activity; protein dimerization activity
Source: RefSeq, a predicted model, not a curated record